CAAGAACCUCACGGCGCGUUGGUUUGUGAAAAUUGUAUCCAUGGCUGGCACCGCGGCACGCCAGAAGCUGGCUUGGGCUUUCAUCUUUCUGCUGGCGGCGCGGGAGGUGUCUGCGGCCCGGGAGAUUUACCGUACGGCCGAGCUCAGCUCCCUGCAGGCCGCGGGGCUGGGCCGCGCCGGGGAGGACUUCCGGCGCGCGGCGGCGGUGCGCGAGGGCGGGUCCUUCUCCGUCCGGACCAAGUGGGCCGUGGGGAAGGCGUCAUCAUUACACUGGUCGGAUUCAACCAUUACCUUCAGAUAUGUUGAUGGCGACACGUCUGCCCAUGAGCCACCAACAUACAUAGAGGUGGAUGGUUUGGACACAAAGUAUCGGCUGAUGCCAGACGGGGUGGUGAUGAUGAAGGACAUCCAUGGAAUGGACACUGUCAGCAUUGUCGGGUGGCAAGCCUACGAAGGCGGCAAGUGGGGGGACACCAAGUACGCAAAGGAUGAGGCCUUGUACUUCCGCGCUGACGACAACCCCGCCGUGGGCGAAACCAAAUCCAAUUGGCGCGGCCGCUCGGUGGGGCAUGUGGUCUACCAGGGUCACGGCCAGCUCUACUUCUUCAACAGCAAAGGCGUCCAGAAGGUCAUCGAAGCGGGCGAGAUGACCGCUUACCCCGAGCCGCUUGCGCAGCACUUGCAGCUGCAGAUGCCCGGAGGCGAGGCGAAAACCUUCAGCAAGCCGGACCGGGACCUCACGCUCCUGGUUGACGCCAUGUUGGGCGAGGCCUCCUGCAUGGCCAAGAGCAGCAAGUGUGCCUUCCGGUGCUUCUACGACCCUGACAAGGACGUUUGCGGGCCCACGCCCUUCUGCCAGAAGGUGGAGGAGAGCGCGUCCCCGAGCAUCUUGGCGCCUUUCGGGCAGCAGCAGAAGUGCCAGGCCGUGGGCGCACAGGAGAAGGAGGCCGCAGACUUGGCGGUGAAGGCGGCCGCGGAGGAUCUGAAGUCGCUGACCCUGGGCGUGAUCGAGGAGCUGGAGGCCGCCCCCGAGAUCAGCAGGGACAGCGCCGGCCGCGGCACCGUGAAGACGACGCUGAAGCUCUACGAAAAGGCCGGCGCCCUCCUCAACGUCUGGGAGGCGCUGCCCGGGCGCCUGGCCCCGGAGGCCGGGGACUUCGCGCAGGCCGAGCAGCGCGUGGCGCUCACCGACAUGAAGCACUGGCGCGGCCGGGCGGACCGGCUCACGGUCUCGGAGUACCGGGCCGCGGCGGCGCAGCCCAGCGCGGCGCUGAAGACGUCGACGCGGUACUCCGUGGCCGCCAAGCUGCACAGCGAGCUCCGCGUGUUCAUGCAGAAGCGGCCGGCGAUCAUGAUCGAGUUUGCAAAGUCGGAGUCCAAAGGCAAGUGCCGCUUGUCCGACCAGACGACGGCGGGCAAGGAGCAGUUGGGCACCUUCCUGAAUUACUUUAUGCUCGUGCCCGGGUACAGCACGGAGGAUGUGCAUGACACGGAUCUGGGCCUCCCGGAGCAUUGCCAGGAGUUUAUGCAGGGCAUGUGGCGCGCGGACGUAAAGCGCACGGUGGCCAGGGCGGCGGAGUAUGAGGCUGAGCUGGAAAAGGAGCCCGACGCGGGGAAUUCUUCAUUGGUCGAGGUGGCUGAUGCCGCAGAAGGUGAGCGCUUCCGGACGGAGGGUGAGAACAGUGGCGAGACUGGCGAGAUCGGUUUCAUUUUAUUCUGCGUCGCGGUGUGCAUCUUUUGCAUGUGCUUCUCCGGCGUCUUGCUGAAUGUGGCGGUGCGCAGUGUGCGCGACUGGGCAGAUCCAUACCGCAACACCCACGGCGCCUUCUUCAGCUUCUUCUUCGCCGCCUUGCUGGGUUGCAUGGUACUUUUCGGCGCCUUCGCCAUGGCCACGCCCGUGGGCAUCGCGGCCUUGGUGGGCGCCUUGCUGUGGGUGGGCUACAUGAACGCGGACAUGGUGACCCUCUUGGAGCUGAAGCCGGCGCGCCCAACGAGGCCGCGACUUGCGGCCGCGGUGCAGCUCAGCAUGUGAGCGCUCGAAAGCGGUUGCUUCCUCCCGUGCUCUCUCGUCAGCUUGUCUAGGUCCCCGAGCUAGGUGCCCUUUCUCUCC
Molecule: messenger RNA, 2110 nt
Organism: Effrenium voratum
Lineage: Eukaryota; Dinophyceae; Suessiales; Symbiodiniaceae
Source: the annotation of a GenBank genome assembly